This is a messenger RNA of Nicotiana attenuata, 1979 nucleotides long. Its product is annotated as coilin-like. Gene Ontology annotation, cellular component: Cajal body. Gene Ontology annotation, biological process: spliceosomal snRNP assembly. Gene Ontology annotation, molecular function: U2 snRNA binding; U1 snRNA binding. The record is from RefSeq and is a predicted model, not a curated record. Lineage: Eukaryota; Viridiplantae; Streptophyta; Magnoliopsida; Solanales; Solanaceae. The transcript has 12 exons. The coding region runs from base 188 to 1534 and encodes 448 amino acids.
CAAGAUACAAGUGACAGUGAGGACUGAGGAAACAAAACAAAGUGAGUUCCUGUUAGUAACCAAACUAACAAAUGCUUGGCACGUCUUCACUUUCGAGGAAGUGAAGAACACUAUAUUCAGCAAUUACUAUAGUUUACUAUGCCGGAAACCCCAAAACACUUGCAAGGGUUGUAGUCGGAGAAAGCUUAUGGGGGAGAGCGUAAGGGUUCGAUUGAUAUUCAAGGAGCGGCACAUUCUCAGCGAAUUACAGGAGAAAUCAGAGGGUCUGAGCCAUAGUUGGUUCCUUCUCAAACCCCAACAGCACAGAACCAUCUCUGACCUCUCCUCUUCUGUUCUUCACACUUUUCAGCUCCAUCACUCUUGUCCUCAUGGCCUUCUCCUCUCUAUGGAUGGCUUUGUCUUGCCCCCUUUUGAAUCAACUUGUAUCUUGAAGGAUAAUUCUAUAGUCAGUGUGAAGAAGAAAGGAGGUGUUUUAGCCAUUGAAGGAAAUGAUGUGCCUAAUAUAGCUGAGAAUAUCAGAAUUGUUGAGAAGCAACCUGUAAACACGGGACAAUUGCUGUUGGCGAAUGAGGAGGAGUUUGACAAUGAAUCUGGAGGUUAUGAGAGUGAAGAGCCCGAAGAAGAGAAUGAACACAAGGAAGAAGCAGCUGACCCAGUAAAACAUACUAGUGCACAUCUGGAAAAUUCUUUGGGUUGUAAUGUGAUCUCCGAGAAAAGAAAGGCAUCGGAAACACUUCUUAGCUCGAAGAAGAAGAAGCAUCAUUCUGAAGUUGCAGAGGAGGUUGACGAGCAGACCAAGAAAGCUCACCAAGAUCUCACAAGCAAGAAGAGUCUUUGCAAGCAAAAGAAGGUAGCUGAUCUGGAUAGCAAAGAUAUAGAUAGUAACAAAGGAAGUGCUGAAAGUAGCAAGGCUAAUGACAGCAUUUCCGGCAUGAAGAGGAAUAACAAGGUUCAAGAGAAAGGCGUGGAGAAUGUGGAGGCAACCCCCAAGCCUGUUAAAAAGGGCCCUAGUAGAAGUGCUCGGAGACAAUAUGCGAAAAGACAAUGGUUGCGAGAAAUGAUCAAAAUUUACAAGCAGCAUGCAGCUACCGAAUCAGAUGGACCUCAAAACGGGAAGGAAUUGCAGGCUAAUGCUGGAAGAAGAGCUGGUAAAUUUCAUUCAAAGUGGCAUGUUGAUGGUGAGACUGAUGGCAGGGCAAGGGGACGUGGGAAUUGGAAACAGCAGCAAAUUAAAGCUAAAAAUCAAGAAGUGAUUGGCCAACCAAAGGGACUUCUACACUGGAAGCAAUUGCGCGAAGAAGAUAAGGGUAGAAAUACAAACAGACAAGAGCAGACGAAUGAAAAAAGCACUGUGUGUAAAAAACCAGGUCAACACAGUGAUAUGGAGGAUGAAGUUGUUCCAGAUCAAGCUUUGCAGCAGGAUCAAAUGCAAGAGAUAGAUUUUUCGUCACUUCUUGAAGCUCGCCUUGUCAAAAAUGGUACUUCAAACUCUGCAGCCGGACUUUCUGGUUGGCCCAGUAAAAUGGAGGAUUAAACCUCUGGGAACAACUGAGUGAGACUACAAAGGCGAAGAUGGGACAGUUACAUAUUAAAAGUAGCUGGGGUAAGGGGAGCUCUGGGGAGAGUUCAUGGUCGCACAGAGCCUUCCUAGAAUGGCCUUUCGAAGAUCUAAAAAGGAAAUAUGAGAUGAAGCAAAACUUGUAUAUAUUGUUAUUUACUCUCGGAAUUUUAGCUGAAUGAAGAGGGCUAACUCCGUUUUGGCAGGUAUGUGGGGAAAGUUGAUGCUUAUAGUAGCAGCAAGUUUGUGGUCUUAACGCAUUGCCCAGUGGCUAGUGUUAUCUGUAAGUCUAUCCAUUUCAAAAAAUGUUCCAUAUGUAGCUUGCCGAAAACUUGUUUACUUUUCUUGUAUUGUACUGCAAGUUUCUUUCCAGAAACUAGUUUGAGCUUUUGGUGUAAAGAAAUUCUAGCUUGUGUAUGUU